Rotaria sp. Silwood2 is the source of this 1983-nucleotide messenger RNA. The record is from the annotation of a GenBank genome assembly. Lineage: Eukaryota; Metazoa; Rotifera; Eurotatoria; Philodinida; Philodinidae.
AUGUAUAAACAAAAUAUAAUCACUUAUUUACAGCAACACAGAUUUCAGUAUUUGAAUGUCGCCAAUUUAAACGUCAAUCGAACAGAUAAUGAAAAAACUAUUGAAGAUAAACUUAUUCAAUGUUAUCAACAUCUUCAAAUUCUUUGCUCAAGCGAUACUUUAACUAAAAAUAAUUUUCAAGAAUUUAAAAAACGAAUCAAUUAUUUAAAAGAAGAACUCAGCAAAAAUUCUAAUUUGCAUCUUAUCUAUGCUGGUUUUACUGAUUCUUCUUUUCCAUUAUCUACUAUCCUUGUUUUACCAUCAUUAAAACAGACUCAUAACGACAUAACUGAUUAUCCUUCAUCUCGAUUUACUGCAGCGGCGACAAUAUCUCUUGAACAUCAGAAAUCCAUUCUACAAUCUGUAAAUACUACUGAUCCCAGUAUAUUCUCAACAUUACAGUCAACGCCAUCUGUUAACACUAUCAAUAUUCUUCUUCUCGGUGAAACAGGUGUUGGUAAAUCAACUUUCAUUAAUGCUUUUGUUAACUAUCUUAAAUUUGGAUCACUAGAAAAAGCUCGUACAGGAAAACCUAUUGUAAUUAUAUCUGUUUCGUUUAUUGCAACAGUUGGUGAUCAUUUUGAAGAACGUAUUGUUAAAUUUGAUGAUAUUAAUAAUUCAAAUAAUGAAGAUUUUGAUCAUCCUGGUGAAUCCGUUACACAACGGUGUAAAUCGUAUUUGUUUCACUUGGAUAAGACCAGUACAAACAUACUACGUAUUAUUGAUACUCCUGGUUUUGGUGAUACGAGAGGUCUUGAACAAGAUGAUUUCAAUAUGCAACAUAUUUUAGAAUAUAUUAGUAAUCUUACUCAUUUAAAUGCAAUAUGUUUUCUUCUCAAACCAAAUACAUCAAGAUUGAACAUCUUCUUUCACACAUGUAUUACUCAAUUAUUUUCUCUUUUAGAUCGAAAUGCUCUUAAUAAUAUUAUCUUUUGUUUUACUAAUUCUCGAUCAACAUUUUAUACUCCUGGCGAUACCGCUCCAGUACUAAAGCAGACGCUUAUUUCUCUCUCAAUUGGUGAUGUUCCAUUCAAAAAAGACAAUACAUUUUGUUUUGAUAGCGAAUCAUUUCGUUAUUUGGUUGCUCUGCAAAAUGGAAUUCCUUUCAAUGAUGAUGAAAAACAUGAAUAUGAAAUAAGUUGGUCGACGUCAGUAAAUGAGUCGAAUCGUCUUAUUGGUUAUAUUUGUAGAAAUGUUACUAUUUAUCGUAUAGACAAUAAGUUACAAUCAAUGAAACGUGCCCAAUUUGAAAUCAGUGAUAUGGUUCGUCCUAUAUUAGAAACAUUACGAAAUAUUCUUCGAAACUAUAUUUUAUACAAGAUGAAUUUAUUGAGAACAUCGAUCUUAUUGUGCCCUAGAGUAAAUGAUCAAUUUUUCACGCGUUGUCUCGUUUGCAAACCGAGUAUUCAUUCACUGGGAGAUUUUUAUAUCGCACAUUAUCUUCCACAUAAAGUUGAAAAAAAAUGUUGCAAUUGCACCUGUCUUCUCGAUCAACACAUUCCAAUGUAUUAUGUACCUGAAUAUAAAAUUUUGAACGACGUUUCACAAUACACUGAAAAAGAAAUGAUUAAUCGAUUAUAUGAAUUGUGUUAUGCAAGUGCUGAAUUUGCUUAUUUUCUCUUGUAUGAUGCACGCUCUACAAAAGAUAAUCCUUUUUUCAUUGGUUUUAUCGAAAUGAUAGCCAUAGAAACUGAGAUCUGUAAGAAUCAAACGUCGAGUACUUUGAACUCAAGCUUGGCCACUGCUUUGAGGGAUAUUGCCGAUAAACACGAAAAUCGACUUAAUGACAUUGUUCGUUGGGCAAAGUCUAGUAACUUAUCGGAUAUCUAUAAUUUAAUCAAUACUAUUAGUAAUUAUGAUAUGGUAUGUGAACAAUUAGCUGCUGUCAAAGAAGGACGAAAGAUAAUGAUGAAACAAUAUGAGUAUGAAUUUAUAAGAAUAUAA